UUCGCGCGUGCCUAUCGCUGCUGCGCGCGCUACCCUCCCAUUCCAGCUUUCCUCCCUCGACUCCCGCCCAAACCCUCCUCUCUUCCCUGUAUAAACACCCUCAAACCAAAGCUAAUUACUUCUACACUCCUCGAAGGCUUGUAAGCUGUCUGGAGAGGUCGAGCUCUCCCUUAAAUCGCUCCAUCUCAUUAUAGGGUUAGGGUUUCAGAUCUUCAUCUCAGAGAGUGAGAGAGAGAGAGAGGUAUAAGAUUUUCUUCUCCGAUGGCGGAAUCUAUCGAAGUCAGAGAAAACGCCAUCGAAUUAGACGAAGAAACCGAAGGCAACAGUGUUGGCUCCAGCGAUUUCAUCUUCCGGAAGAUCGGGGAACCUGUUCCUUUGAAGCCCACCAAUUCUGAAUUCGACCUCGAAAAUGCUCCGGUGCAGGCGCUGGCGGUCUCCGAACAGUCCCGUCUUGUAUUUCUCGCGCAUACAGAAGGGUUUUGUGUUGUGAGGACGAAAGACGUCAUUGAAUUGGCCAAAGAGAUUAAAGAAAAAGGAAAGGGUUCAUGUAGCAUUCAGGAAUUGAGUAUUGUGGACAUUCAGAUUGGUAGAGUUUCCAUUCUAGCACUGUCAACAGACUCAUCAACACUUGCUGCCUGUGUUGGUGGAGAAAUUCUGUUCUUCUCUGUUACUUCGCUGCUCAACAAGGAGAAAGGGCCAUCUUUUUCAUGUUCGCUCGGUGAAUCUGGCAAUGUUAAGGACUUAAGAUGGAGCAAAAAUGUGAAGAAUUCUUUUGUUGUUCUUUCAAGCGAUGGCAUGCUAUAUCAUGGAGAUCUAGGUGGCCUUCUGAAGGAUGUAAUGGACACUGUUGAUGCCAUUGAUUGGAGUGUGAAUGGAGAUUAUAUUGCUGUGGCAACAAGAGGGAAUACUUUAAGAAUCUUGUCGUCUGAAUUCAAGGAACAAUUUCAUAUGUCACUCUUGUUUAAAUCAUGGGCCGAUGAUCCUGAUGAAAUAAAAGUGGAUUCUAUCAAUUGGGUGCGUUCUGACAGCAUCACCAUAGGAUGCUUUAAAUUAACUGAGGAUGGCAAUGAGAAUGGUUAUCUGCUUCAAGUGAUCACCAACAAUGAUGGAAAAAUUACUGAGGCUUCCAAGCCGGCGGUGCUUUCCUUCAGUGAAUUAUUUGCAUGUAUUGUUGAUGAUAUAGUACCCUUGGGACGUGGACCAUAUUUGUAUGCGAACUACUUGGAGCACUGGAGCGUGUUCACUCCCAACAUCAAUUGUUCAAAUGGCAUAUCACUUCCAUUGAAUUGGGAGCUCAUGCUUGCAGCCAAUAGGAAGAGUACAGACCAACAUAUUGUUCUGUUAGGGUGGUCAGGUGGUGACAAGCGAGGAGAAGCAGUGGCUGUUGAGUUUAAACAUGAUAAAGAAGUCCCAAGGAUUGAACUUCCAGAGAGUGGGGAUGAUAAUUUGAUCGUGGGAUUUGGCAUCGACAAAGUUUCCUUAUAUGAAAAAGUUAAAUAUGUGCGUGAUGCAGAACAUAGAGAACUUUCACCAUACUGUAUUUUACUAUGCCUUACUACUGACGGGAAGCUUAUCAUGUUCCAUGUCGCAAGGAUUUCGGAUAUGGCGGUUCUGCCUCAGACUCCCUCUGCACCUUGUAGUGAUAUUACUGGUGGGGCGGAGGAUUCUGCUUGUGUAGUGAGAAUGGGAUCAGUGAUAAAAGAUCAUGGAACAGAUGCAGUAGUUAUGGAUGGCAAGUCAAGCCAAAUGAAUAAAAGUGAUGUCAUUCUGCAGGAAAAUGCUUCACAAUUUAUUCAACAGAAAGAGUCUUUAAGGUCAUCCUCUGUUGUUGAUCAAAUGUCUGCUGUAAAAAGAAGUGAGAGCGUCACCACGUCUGGGUCUGCCUCUCAUGAUUCAUCAUCAGUUGCUGCAAAUAAGGAACUGAAGAGUCUCGGGAAUAUCCAGGCAUCUGAAGUAGAUGCACAACUCAACGGCCAUCCUGCAAGACAAAAGCAAGACAGUGCUACUGCUGGUGUGAAUGUAGGGCUUUCCGGCCAAGAAAUCUCAAAUUUAGAGCAACCACCUGUGAAGUCACCACUUUUAGAGGGAUUUAGUCCAGCAAUUAAAGAUUCCACCAAGACAGGAACACAAAAACUUGAUUCAACUCCAAUAAGAACUGGCAUGACCGCUAGUUCUCUGGCAGGAAACUUACCAAGUGACACAUCUGCCACCUGGCAACAAAGCUACAAGGGAUCUCUUAAAAGUAGUGAGGUGGGCAAGGGUUUGACAGAAAUGACUGGAUCUACUGGCGUCAGGAGUAUUUCGUCUGGAUCCCAGUCCAGUGGAAAACUCUCCAAUUCAAAUGACCUCAACACAAGGUCUUCGUCUGUUGCCUCUGGUGUCUCAACUCAAAGUGACGCGAAUAAAGGUUUUGGUAUUUGGACAGGAAAUAACAAACAUAUUCCUGCCAAUCAGAGUUUUCCAUCUAUUGUUCAGCCGAGCGCAAAAAUUGUUAGCUCAAAGUCCUCUGAGACAACUCCAUCGUCUUCCAUAUUUUCUUCUGGUAAAGCCACUCAAAGUGAAGGGCGGAGAACAGCUUGGACUGGGGCAGGAAAUGCUGAGUCUACAACUCUCAUUCAUAGCUUUCCAAGCUCGUCACAAGAAGAUUCUAUGCUUGGGAAGUCUCUUGGCUCUAAAGGGAACCAUAUGCUCACCUACCAGAGAACGAACCGGUCUCCAGGUGCAUUGGACUCGGAACAGGAGUUAUCAAAGAGUUAUAUCAAUGUGAUCGAGAUGACAAAGGAACUGGAUUUUCUUCUAUCGGACAUUGAAAAAGAGGGUGGUUUCAGGGAUGCAUGCACUGUCUUCCAGAAAAGAUCAGUUUUAGAACUGGAGGAGGGUUUAGAGAGCCUUUCAGAGAGAUGUAGAGUGUGGAAGAAAACAUUGGACGAACGGCUUGGCGAUAUCCAACAUCUUAGAGACAAAACUGUGCAAGUUUUGGCAAGGAAAGUGUAUAUGGAAGGCGUCGUUAAGCAAGCUUCUAAUAUGCAAUAUUGGGAGCUUUGGAAUCAUCAGAAGCUGAAUCCAGAAUUUGAACUGAAGAGACAGCAAAUACUGAAAAUAAACCAGAAUUUGAUGACUCAGAUUAUAGAACUGGAAAGGCAUUUCAAUGCCCUUGAGUUCAAUAAAUUUGGUGACAACAACAGAGUUUCUAUGAGGCGGAGAACAGUCAGUAGUUCAGAACCUUCAAGGCAAAUUCAGUCUUUGCAUAGUUUAUAUAACACAAUGAAUUCACAAUUAGCAGUGGCUAAGCAACUCUCUGAUUGCCUCUCAAAACAGAUGGCUGUGCUUAAUAUAGAGUCACCGCCCGUAAAGAAACAGAAUGUAGCAAAAGAGUUGUUUGAGUCAAUUGGCCUAGCCUAUGAUGGUGAUGGUUUUCAAUCCCCAGAUGUGCAAAAAGCUGCCCGUAGUCCAGAAUCCAUCAAGAAACUCCCAUUUUCUUCAUUUAGUGCUAUCAAGGAACAGUCCAGAAAAAAUACAUCAAGUGCUCUGAAGUGUGUUGAACCAGAAACUACAAGGAGGAGGAGAGACUCAUUGGAUAGAAGCUGGGCUAGUUUCGAGCCUCAGAAAACCACUGUAAAAAGGAUGUUGCUAGAGGAACGUUCGAGGGUCAGUAAAAACAAGUCAUCUUUUGGGAUAACCAAGCUGGCUUUUAAUUCUCAACUGGAAGAUGGAUUUUCUUUCCUUCACCAGAAGGAUCAUACGACAUUGUCAUCCUCUUCCCUGCAGGCAUCCAUAAACAAGCAACGGUCUAACAUAUAUCUAUCAAGCAAAGGCAUUCAAGGGAAACCUUCAACACAGGCCUCUGAAUCUCCUUCAGUUACUCUGUUCAAAUGGUCCAAAGACAGCACAGGAGCAUUGGAUGCUGGAGGAUUGAAAUCUCCUUCGAUGCAAGUAAUGCAGAGAGCCAAUCCUCAAGCGCUGUCAUCAGCAUCGACAUCAUCACCACUCAGCACUGUUCGGAAUAACACUAAAGAGAAUUUAGGUUCUGCUGAGCGAUCAAGCUUUGGGGCAACUUGUAUUGGGCAGUUUCAUCCUUCCUCCAUCCAAGCUGUUUCAAUUUCUGAAACAAGAUCUAGUGUCCAGUUAGAAACUCCUACUCCAGAUCAAACAGCAUCACGAAGUGUUUCUGCCGUUGUAUCCACGAGGAAUGGAUUGCCAAAAAAAGCAGCACAUGUAAAGGCUCAGGCAAGUGAGCUUUCAAAUUUAAACAGGGGAGAAAAUGUUCAGACAAAACAAACAACUGGAAGCAUGAAGCAUGGGGCAGUAAUUCCAGAAAGUCCGUUCGCUGCACCAGAAAAGGUUCAUACCUCACCGUUUGCGUCUGUGGCUGUUAUUCCGCCUUCUGCUGGUUUGAGUGGAAAAACUUUUCAAUUUGAUACACCAGUGAGCAGAACCCAGUCUGGUGACACAACAUCAGUGGCAACAUUUUCUUCAUCAUUCUCAUUAUCAACUCCGGCUUCUGCACCUCCUAUCCCACUCUCCUCAUCACUUAACACUGUAUCAGCUGCACCAUUGACGUCUCCUAACCCUGUAUCGGCUGCACCAUCCUCCUCACCUAACCUUGUGUCAACUGCAUCAUUAACAUUUCCUAACUCUGUUUUGGCUGCACCAUCCUCCUCACCUAAACUUGUAUCAACUACAUCAUUCACGUCUCCUAACCCAGUAUUGGCUGCACCAUCCUCAUCACCUAACAUUGUAUCAAGUGUGCCAUCCUCUCUACCGGCCAUGCCUUUCAGAGGACAAUUUCCAAGUACACGGCCCAGCAUGGAUACCAACAAAACAGUUCCAUCAUCAUCAUCAUCUUCUUCUUCUUCUUCUUCUUCUUCUUCCUCAACUUUCUCUUUUCAGUGGCAAAAAUCACAGGUUCCAUCUGCUAUUCAAUCCCCUUCUGAGGAUUCAGCAUUACAGGCUCCACCUUCACAACCUACAGCUGCUGAUGGUGAAAAUAAUUCAAGUUCAGGCCCAGCUCAAUCACUGGCACGUGCAGCUGAAGUUUCCUCCGGAUCAUCAUCUGGUGGCCAACCCAGUUCUUCUACCACGACUAAUAUGUUCAACCAUUUUGGUGCUGCAUCUCGUGUUUCUUUGAACUCUCAACCUGAAAACCCAUCUGCUGAACAUGUUCUGCUUCCAACACCUUCGAGCACCCCAGCUGAGGGGAAGAAUGAAGGUACAGAUGUUACUAUUACACAAGAGGAUGAGAUGGAUGAGGAAGCUCUGGACACAACUGAGCUGAGCUUGGGAUCCCUUGGUGGAUUUGGGAUUGGAUCAAGCCCUGCAUCAAAUGCAUCAAAACCCAACCCUUUUGGUGCUCCAUUUGGUUCUGCAGCCACAAAUCCUACAACCUCUCCUUUUUCUUUGACAGUUCCCAGUGGAGAGCUGUUUCGACCUGCAUCCUUGAGCUUCCCAUCUUCUACUCCUCAGUCAUCGCAACCAAUGAAUCAGGGUGCAUUUUUUGGUGGAUUUGGAAACAUGGCCACUUCUCCAUCACCAAUGGGAAGUGGGUUCGGCCAGCCAGUGCAGAUUGGAGCUGGACAGCAAGCACUGGGAUCAGUUCUUGGUGCUUUUGGACAGUCGAGGCAGCUGGGUCCUGGUUUACCAGGUGUUGGUUUUGCAUCUUCCAGUGGCUUUAAUGGGGGUGGUUUUUCAGCUGCUGCAAAGAGCGGGUCACCUGUUUCUGGCUCUGGGUUUGCCACUGUGGCUUCAACUGUUGGAGGGUUUGCCGGUGUUGCUUCUAAAGGUGGUGGGUUUGCCGCUGUUGCUUCUGGCAGUGGUGGUGGUGGUGGAGGAUUUGCAGGAGCUGCUUCAGGUGGAUUUGGGGCCUUCAGCAACCCACAAGGGAGUGGUGGCUUCUCUGCAUUUGGUGGUAGCAAUGCCAUGGGAACCGGAAAACCACCGGAACUUUUCACACAGAUGAGAAGAUAGAAGGUUUCCUACAAUAUUUGCAGUAGAAAGCCAGGUAACCAGACACUACUCUUACUUGGAAGCAAUGAUACUAAUACCCAUAUUGAUGUGUAGGGAGGUGUCUGUUUUUAUUUUUAUGGAACUGAAGCUGCAGUUUUCUUCUAAAUAUCAACUCUUCUAGUUUUGGCAGUGUGCUUGUUGUUUCUGCUUGUAUACAAAUUGGUAUCUGACUCAUUCGAGUAAAUUUUAUUUUAUUUUUUAUAAAGAAGAAGAAGAAAAGAAAAAGAGUCGAUGAUGCCAUUCCUAUGGAAGUUAUUCCAUGUAAGAUUCUUCAUGGGUUGUUUGUCUUGGUAUCUGUUGUAAUUUAAGUUAUUGUUUCAUUUACUCAAUUUAAUGGAGAGUGAUAACGAUAUGACUGGAACUUGCGUCUGA
Molecule: messenger RNA, 6375 nt
Organism: Magnolia sinica
Lineage: Eukaryota; Viridiplantae; Streptophyta; Magnoliopsida; Magnoliales; Magnoliaceae
Product: nuclear pore complex protein NUP214
Exons: 18
Coding region: 262-5964 (1900 amino acids)
Biological process (GO): RNA export from nucleus
Molecular function (GO): structural constituent of nuclear pore
Source: RefSeq, a predicted model, not a curated record